AUUUCUAAUUCACGGGUUUAAGCUACACACCACUCUCUCAUUUCAGCUUUAGUCUACUUCUUAAACCCUAACCUCCGCCAUGUCUCUCCGUCACCUCCUACGCCACCGUCUCUACGCGGCGGCCACCACAACUCGAAGCCCUAUUUCGAUCACACUCAUCCAGCAACGCUUCUACAACAUCUCAUUCCAAUCCAACGAUCCUUCUCAAUCCCAGACUCCUCCCAAUCUCUCCUCUCCAGCUCCCUCUCCACAGAUCCAGAAUCAAACAGUUCCCUCACCAGCCGAGGCAGCAGAAGCCAAGCGCCGCGAACUCAGACGCAAGAAACGAAUCGAGCCUCCUCUCCACGCCCUCAGACCCCGCGGUCCACCUCCGAAGCGCGACCCAAACGCGCCGCGCCUUCCCGAAUCAACCUCCUCCCUCGUCGGCCACCGCCUCAACCUCCACAACCGAGUCCAGUCCCUGAUCAGAGCCUCCGAUCUCGACGCCGCGUCGCGCCUCGCCCGCAACUCCGUGUUCUCCACCACCCGGCCCACCGUCUUCACCUGCAACGCAAUCAUCGCCGCCAUGUACAGAUCCAAGCGCUACGCGGAAUCGAUCUCUCUCUUCGAGUAUUUCUUCGAGCGGAAUCGAAUCGUCCCCAACGUGGUCUCGUACAAUCAGAUCAUCAACGCGCACUGCGACGGAGGACACGUGGAGGAAGCUCUUGGAGUGUACCGUUACAUACUGGCCAACGCUCCUUUCGCUCCUUCGUCUGUUACUUAUAAACAUUUAACCAAAGGUUUGGUUCAAGCUGGGAGGAUCGGAGAUGCCGUUAGUUUGUUACGAGAGAUGUUGAGUAAAGGCUUAGCUGCGGAUUCGAAUGUGUACAGUAAUCUGAUAAAAGGUUACUUGCACCUUGGGGAGUUAGAUAAGGCCAAUGAGUUCUUUGAUGAGCUGAAAAGUAGGUGUACUGUUUACGAUGGGAUUGUGAACGCGACUUUUAUGGAGUACUGGUUUGAGAAAGGUGAGGAUGAGGAAGCUAUGGAGUGUUACAGGUCGUUGUUGGACAAGAAGUUUAGAAUGCAUCCGCAUACUGGGAAUGUGCUUUUGGAAGUUUUUCUCAAGUAUGGUAAAAAGGAUGAAGCUUGGGGGUUGUUUAAUGAGAUGUUGGAUAAUCACACUCCUCCUAAUAUUCUCUCUGUGAAUUCGGAGACGGUUAGUAUAAUGGUUAACGAGUGUUUCAAGAUGGAGCGGUUUGAGGAAGCCGUUGAUACGUUUAAGAAAGUUGGGAGCAAACCGACCUCGAGGCCGUUUGUGAUGGAUUAUGUAGGUUAUUGUAACAUAGUGACAAGGUUCUGUGAGCAUGGGAUGUUACCAGAGGCUGAGAGGUUGUUUGCGGAGGGUGUAAGCAAAUCGUUGCCUCCUGAUGCUCCAAGCCAUAGAGCGAUGAUUGAUGCUUAUCUCAAGGCGGAGAGAAUCGACGAUGCUCUCAAGAUGUUGAACAGGAUGGUUAAUGUGAAUUUAAGGGUGGUUGCUGAUUUCGGUACGAGGGUGUUUGGCGAGCUGAUUGAGAAUGGUAAGGUGAUUGAAUCUGCAGAGGUUUUGAGUAAGAUGGGAGAGAGGGAACCGAAACCAGAUUCUUCAAUUUACGAUGUGGUGGUUAGAGGUCUUUGUGAUGGCGGUGCACUUGACCAAGCCAAGGAUAUAAUUGGUGAGAUGGUUGGAUAUAGUGUUGGUGUUGCUCCUGUACUGAGGGAGUUUAUCAUAGAGACUUUUGAGAAAGCAGAACGUCGUGAGGAGAUUGAGAAAACCUUGAACACGGUUACUCGUCCGAUUAGAAGAAACUCUGGGCAGUCUGGUAACACUGCAGCUAGUGUACCCUCAGUGUUAGGAGCCACAUCUGCAGUUGCUCAGCAACCUAGAGAGAAGGCCCCUUGGAUGAGCCAGGGGGCAGGGUCAGGUUGGGCUAAUGGUCCAACAACAGCAGGAGGAACUUACAAGGCUAAUAACGGCCAAAAUCCGUCUUGGUCCAACACUUCGGCUAACCAACAGCAGCAACCUUGGUCUAAUCAGACGGCAGGGAAACAGCCACCAUCAUGGUCGAGUCAGGCACCAGGAUAUCAACAGCAGCAAUCUUGGUCUCAGCAACCAGUGUGGUCAAGUCCUUCAGCUCAUCAACAAUCAUGGGCUGAUCAGACAACUGACCAGCAGCAACAGCAGGCUAAUCAGACUGGUCAUCAGCAGUCAUGGUCUAACCAGACAACUGGCCAGCAGAGACAGUGGGGUUAUCAAAACUCUGGCCAUCAUCAGCAACAGUGGGCUAAUCAGACACCUGGCCAGAAGUCAGCAUGGACAGGGCAGCAGCAGCAGCCGUGGUCUAAUCAGACAGCUAGCCAUCAGCAGUCACAGUGGUCAAAUCCCACGUCAGGACAAGUAGCUAAUCAAACACCGUGGUCAAACUCUGUGAAUGGUCAUCUUCCUCAACAGCAGCAACAACAGGAGCCAGGGUCUUCCCAUGAGUGGCAAGAUGGUGAAGAAAAAAAGGUAGUUGAAUUGAGCAACUAGUUCAGACAAGUUGCCUAUUCCUUCUGUCCAUCUUCCUUUGCCUUUUGGUUUGUAGGUCGCAAUUUUUUGCAAACUCCGAUAUUUAUUUAUUUAUUAAAGAUCAACAUCAGAAUAUAAACACCUUUAUCGUU
Molecule: messenger RNA, 2676 nt
Organism: Raphanus sativus (radish)
Lineage: Eukaryota; Viridiplantae; Streptophyta; Magnoliopsida; Brassicales; Brassicaceae
Product: pentatricopeptide repeat-containing protein At1g10270
Exons: 1
Coding region: 80-2545 (821 amino acids)
Cellular component (GO): chloroplast
Molecular function (GO): protein binding
Source: RefSeq, a predicted model, not a curated record